Aspergillus aculeatinus CBS 121060 is the source of this 1167-nucleotide messenger RNA. Its product is annotated as putative Golgi reassembly stacking protein. Gene Ontology annotation, cellular component: Golgi apparatus. Gene Ontology annotation, molecular function: protein binding. The coding region runs from base 1 to 1167 and encodes 388 amino acids. The record is from RefSeq and is a predicted model, not a curated record. NCBI's taxonomy places the organism in Eukaryota, Fungi, Ascomycota, Eurotiomycetes, Eurotiales, Aspergillaceae. The transcript has 4 exons. Gene Ontology annotation, biological process: Golgi organization.
AUGUUCGGCGCCUUCAACCGCUUCAUCGGGCUGGAAGCCGAGCCAGCUCAGCAACCCCGAUCGUCGACCGCGGACAACUCCUUUGGCUUUCAGGUACUCCGCAACAAGGACCCGGAGGUGCCCCUCGAGCCGUGGUUUGAUUUCAUCAUCGGGAUCAAUGGACGUUUGAUUGUACGUUUGCUAAGUAUACUUGGCCGUAUCCCUCCUCCACUUGCCAAAACACAGGAAGACCCAGACCCUCACCUCUUCGCAACCGAAGUGCGCAAUUGCGCCGGCUCCAGCGUAACCUUUGAAGUCUGGAGCGCGAAAGGCCAAAAAUCCCACAGCGUCUCCCUCCCCGUCCCCGCAACCCCAACCGGAACCCCAGGCCCAACCCCAACCCUCGGCCUAGCCGUGCAACUGGCCCCGCUCUCCUCGACGCAAAACAUCUGGCACGUGCUGUCGAUCCCCUCGCCGCUGAGCCCGGCCUACCGGGCGGGCCUCCUGCCGCACUCGGACUACAUCAUCGGCACGCCGAGCGGCACGCUCCGGGGCGAGUCGGCGCUGGGCGAGCUGGUCGAGGACCACCUGGACCGCACCCUGGUGCUGUGGGUGUACAACAGCGAAUUUGACGUCGUGCGCGAGGUCGAGCUGAUCCCCACGCGCGGCUGGGGCGGCGAGGGCGCCCUCGGCGCCGAGCUGGGGUUCGGGGCCCUGCAUCGGUUGCCGGUCGGGUUGGGGGAGGAGGUUGAGGGCCCCGGGGAGGUGGUCUUUGAGACGGUCCCGUCGGGCUCCCGAGGGGAUGGGUCCGGGGCGCAGUUGGGGGGGUAUGAGCAACAGCAAGAGCAGCAUCAGUUCCUCGUGCCGGCAAAUCUGAGCUCCCCGCCUCCGCCGCCGAUGGUGGGGACGCCAACGAAUCGCGUGGCGAGUCCGGCGACGACGUCGACGGGGGCGGUAGCAGGUCAUGGACGUUCCCACCGGAAGGCGAGAGCGGGGCCUAGUCCGUCGGCCUUUGAUGAGUAUUUCGCCGAGGGGUUGCAGAAGAGUAAAGAGUUGGAUUAUGCCCCGUCGAGUCGGAAGGGGACUCCCUUGCCGCCGCCCCCGAAGAAGGGUGGUAGUGGUGGUGCGGUGCAGAGCCCCCCUCCGCCGCCUGUAACGAGUGGCUCGCCGAGUCCCGCGGCGGAGUAA